AACCUAUCGUAAUCGCUUGCGAGGAUGCGAUGGUGGUCGUGAACUCCACGUGAAAAAAAACCGAAGCUCGGCGCUUGUCGGUGCGAAACGUCAUGGAGGGGAAAAAGACCAGCUGUGGUUGCUUGUAUCAGAGACGCUGCUACCACCGUUUGAGCUGUCUUAGCGCGUCGAACGUAUGCGAUCACAUGUGCUUGUGCAUAGCGCGCAAGGUCCAAGGUCUCUGACAAGGAAGGAAGAGGCAGCGCCUGUGGAAACAACUUGCCAAAAACGUGAUCUUGGCUUGACGCGCGCGCGGGAGCCGCGAACACAGUGCAAACAGCUGGUUUCAACCAUUGCACCUUGAAGCGAUCUGUCGUCGCCGGCUGUCACUGUUGUUUUGUAUUUGCGCCACAGAAUACCUGCGGACUGGCUCGCGUUCGCUUUCAGCAGUCGACAGCGCAGUGGAAACGUCGGCACCCGCAUCUCCGAGACAGCUUGGCAGCUCAGCUGGUUAAACAGUUGAAAGUAUUAAUUGAGGAAACAUGAGUUCGCUCAUCAACCAUGUGGUUUUAUUUGUUAAGGACAUGCUCUGGUUAUACGUCCUGUCAGCCUAUUACCUUCUCUGGGAGUGCCUGCUGCGGAUAAAAAGUCAGCUCUCGCCGCCAGAGCAGAUGUCAUAUGGCUACAUGAUGAACAAAACUGUUGUAGUGACGGGAGGAUCAGGAGGCAUAGGGCACGAGACAAUGCGAGCGCUUUUAUCUCUGGGCGCUCGAGUUAUUGAUGGAAGUCCAGACACCAACUUCGAUAAGGAAGAGCGAAGGCGCUUGCUUUUGGAUGGCCAACCUACGGCACAAGUGGAGCUGUUGCAUCUUGACCUGGCCUCAAUGGCUUCUGUAAAGACAUUUGCAGAAAAUAUACUUAAAAGAGAAAGCAAACUUGACCUCCUUAUUUGCAAUGCUGGCGUGAUGCUGAUGCCAUACCAGGAAACAGAAGAUGGCUUCGAGUCGCACAUUAGCAUUAACUACCUUGGCCACUGUCUACUGACUGCCUUGCUGCUGCCUCUGCUGGUUGCUGCUGGUAACAAAGGACCAACAGCGAGAAUUGUUAAUGUAUCUUCGUGUGCACAUAAAGCUGCGAGCAUAAACUUGGAUGACCUCAACAGCAGAAAGAUGUACUCCUGUUACCGUGGUUACACUCGGUCAAAGUUGGCACAGGUGCUGUUCACAAUAUCGCUUGGAAAGCGUUUGCAAGCCAAAGCUAUUCCUGUGACUGUCAACUGCAUCCAUCCAGGAAUUGUGAAUACUCAACUUUACCAGAGGGUGUGGUGGGCCCCACUAGUUGCCAGCCUUGUUUUCAAGACACCAGAAGAGAGUGUUAAGACUGUACUGCAUGCAGCACUUUCGAAUGAGCUUGAAGGCAUCAGUGGGUGCUACCUGGAGGAAUGUGCACUGGCUCAGCCGCUCCCUGUGUGCAACGACCACUCCAUCCAAGAGAGACUUUGGAACAAGACAUGGGUGCUGCUCAGGCCAUGGUUGAACGAUCGUGCCAGCGUUGUGAACAUCCUGCUGGCCUCCUGAGACUUCAGAAAUCUAGGCACUGAACUGUGUACGGAUGUGACAAACUGCAGGGCUGAGGUUUUUGUAGCCAAGAAUAAUUGAAUUGCUCAGGCAUAAGUAAAAUAUGACAGUUUAUUCCUAAUUUCGUAUCACUUGUAAUGGCAGCUAAUGGAACAUCUGCAAAGAAAUAAAAAAGAAGAUAUAACAUA
This is a messenger RNA of Dermacentor andersoni, 1744 nucleotides long. RefSeq names its product polyprenol dehydrogenase-like. The record is from RefSeq and is a predicted model, not a curated record. Lineage: Eukaryota; Metazoa; Arthropoda; Arachnida; Ixodida; Ixodidae.